This is a messenger RNA of Carassius carassius (crucian carp), 822 nucleotides long. RefSeq names its product C-C motif chemokine 20-like. The record is from RefSeq and is a predicted model, not a curated record. The transcript has 4 exons. Gene Ontology annotation, cellular component: extracellular region. Gene Ontology annotation, biological process: immune response; chemokine-mediated signaling pathway; cellular response to tumor necrosis factor. Bases 105 to 392 code for a protein of 95 amino acids. Gene Ontology annotation, molecular function: CCR chemokine receptor binding; chemokine activity. Lineage: Eukaryota; Metazoa; Chordata; Actinopteri; Cypriniformes; Cyprinidae.
UCGAGUGCUCAUCAGUGAAGUCCAGCCAAAGCUCUUCAGAAGUUUCUCUGUGUGGAUACCCAUCACUUAACAACACAAACACUUUCUGAGGUAGACUACUGGAGAUGGCUCACCUUAAAACCUGCUUGAGUGUCCUCAUACUCAUCGCCUUUGUCAUGGAGACCGAUGCAGUGCGUUGCUGCCUCAGAUACCGUAGACGGCAUCUAGACUGUCGACAUCUGAAAGGCUUCGAUAUCCAGAAAAUGACUGGCAGCUGUGAUCUUCCAGCGAUCAUCUUCCAUACAAAGAGUGGAAAAUUCGUUUGUGCUGACCCGAAACAACAUUGGACGCAGGACAGAGUUGAGUGUCUAAGGUAUGAGAAUGCUGCAGAAGUGAAGACAGGUGGUUUUUAAUGCUUUAAGAAUGCAUAAAUGGAGAGGCUGUUCUGGAGAUGGUUUUUGUUUUGUUGGACUGUGUCCCUCUUUGUUAAAGAGAUCUUAUAUUCUAUAUAUUGGCAUCACUUAAUUGCACUUUCUUGUACAGAGUGUUGGUAACUCUUUGUAUUGAGCUGUUAACUCACUAAGUCAGUUCACAAUUAUUAUUAUUAUUUUACUAAUUCAAAUACUAUUUAAAUGUUACUUGUAUUGUAAUGUAUUCACAGGAAUUAUAUAUGUGAUAUUGUUCACAAAUGGUCUUAAGGGAGCAUGUAUUUUUGUCUUUAUUUUGGGGAAUGAUUUGCCUAACCCUUUGGUUAGUCAUUGAUGCCCUCUACUGUUAAAGCUAUGCCAAUAUAAUAAAGUAGGAAAUGUUUUUCCAUCUUUAAAAAACGUAAUAAACAUUUUA